Molecule: messenger RNA, 2297 nt
Organism: Linum tenue
Lineage: Eukaryota; Viridiplantae; Streptophyta; Magnoliopsida; Malpighiales; Linaceae
Source: the annotation of a GenBank genome assembly
AUACAUAGUUUGGUGACUAAAUUGAUAUUUAAUCCCAAGUCACCAUUAACUCGCAGCUCCCAACUGAACUGCCGACUCUCCUCUCCUCUCCUCUCAUUUUCCCUUCCCUCUCACACUUCUUCACUUGACUUCAGUCUUCACACACACACACAGCAGCAGCAGUAGCAGAGCACCGCCACUGCGCAACGUGCUCGACUUCUUUCCCCUUUUCCCUUUUGUUUUGUUUGUUUGCUUGGAUUGAUUCUCCUCCAUUUUUGUCGGCAUCGCCACUAAGAUCUAGCUCCUUAUCUCAGCACGCCACUCCCCCACUUGCUUCUAUUCUACUUUCCCAAGCCACAACUAUGAACCGGAGCAGGACGCAGAGUCCCGUCUACGCCCGCCAAUGGGGCUCCGACUCCGGUGCCGGCGUUUCUCCCGUAAUGUCGCCGUCCCGUAUCCCUCACCACGCCCGCUCCUCCUCUGCUUCCUCCGGCCUCUCCACCAUCAAGCGCAACCAGAACUUCGCCGCCAAAGCCGCCGCCCAGCGCCUCGCCCAGGUCAUGGCUUCCCAAACUGCCGACGACGAUGACGACGACCCAGACGACCUCGAUUUCCGUUACAGCGCUCCCCCUCCCCUCUCCAUCUCCCGCACUUCUGCUGCUUCCAAUGCUACUGCUCACCCUGCUCCCAGGAUCGCCAGAUCCCCUUCCCCUGCUAUUCCGCGUAACAUUGCCGAAGAAACUCCCUCAGUUCGCUCCACGUCGGCUGGAAGGUCGGCGACAUCACUCCGAGCAGCAGCUCCGCCGGUUCCUCCCAGUAAAGGGUCAUUGAGAACGGCGGUCUCCUUACCUCCACCUCUGGAGCCGCCUAAAAAUGGCUUUAGGGACAGAAAGAGAUUUUCAUCUGAUGAAGUGCUUUUCAACUCAAAAGAUUCUGGUGACCAGCGAGAGUCGUCUGCACUCCGUGAUGAACUGGAUAUGCUACAAGAAGAGAAUGAAAGCAUGGUUGAGAAGCUGCGAUUUGAGGAGGAAAGAUGCCAAGAAGCGGAGGACAGAGUCAGGGAGCUUGAGAAGCAGGUUGCUGCUCUUGGAGAGGGAGUAUCUUUGGAAGCAAAAUUGAUGAGCAGGAAGGAAGCUGCUUUGCGUCAAAGGGAGGCUGCUCUUAAGGAUGCAAAGCAGAAUGCAGUGGAUAAGGAAAUUGCGACUGUUAGGACUGAAAUUCAAACUGCCAAAGAUGAGGCGUCGGUUGUACUCAGACAACUGCACGGAGCUGAAUCUGAAGUAAAAGCCCUUCGUUCAAUGACACAAAGAGUGGUUUUGACUCAGAAAGAAAUGGAAGAAGUUGUUCUUAAGCGGUGUUGGCUUGCUCGUUACUGGGGCUUAGCUGCAAAAUAUGGUAUCUGUGCGGAUGUUGCUGUGCCUAAGCAUGAAUACUGGUCAUCUUUAGCACCUCUUCCAUUUGAAAUUGUUCUUUCUGCUGGACAAAAAGCCAAGGAGGAAUGCUGGGACAAAGGUGGUGAUUAUGGUGAGAAGGAGAAGAGAAGCAAACUAGCUCCAGAUCUGAGCGACCUAACUGGUGAAGGAAAUAUCGAGAGCAUGCUGUCCGUUGAAAUGGGAUUGAAAGAGCUUGCUUCCUUGAAGGUUGAGGAAGCUAUAGUGCUUGCGUUGGCACAGCAACGGCGUGCGAAUUCUGUUCGCCAAUCAGUCACAGGCAUGUGCUUUUUGAUUUUUUUUUUGCUGCGUUCAGAGCUCAAAUCACCCGGUGACCCAAAAUACAUGGAGGCAUUUGAACUUAGUCCUGAAGAGUCUGAAGAUGUCCUUUUCAAGGAGGCUUGGCUGACGUACUUCUGGGGGAGAGCCAAAGCAAACGGAGUGGAGGAGGAGAUCGCAAAAGAGCGGCUUCAGUCCUGGAUCAACCGGAGCAGGCACUCACCGAGUUCAUACGAUGCUGUCGAUGGUAUUGGAGCAAGGUCUGAUGGAGCUGAGGAAGUUGGGGUUGGAGUAUCGGCUAUGGGAAGCAUCGCGAAGAGAGAUAGAGGAUCUAGACAACUCUUCACGGAGAUAGCCAAAGCAAGGCCAAAGGAAAGAAGCUACAGUGUGUCUAUAAAAGUUCGUUGUUUCUAUUCCUUCUUGUUUCGUGUGAAGAUAGUAGCUAUGCCUAUCAGUGUGUAUUACAUACAUGUCAUGGUAGUCAAUUUGACGGUAACAUGCAAACAUAAGUAGAUAUUCAAACAGACGUUUGAUCCACGUCAAAGAUAUAGUGAUCAGUAACUAGUAUUUUAAUCAUGCACAACCCUUCAUUCCUGUUCCCAGCUGAUC